GGGAAGGGGCUGGUUUUGCUCUGGAUUCCUGUCCCCGCGCUCUGCCUCCGCUCUCUGCUGGUCUCUCUCCCCGCAGGUAGCUGCCACCGGCCCCAUGGACGGGGCGAACCAGACGCAGGUGACAGAGUUUGUCUUCCUGGGAUUCUCCCACGUCCUGCAGGGCCAGGCCUUCGUCUUCCUGGCCUUCCUCACCAUCUACCUCAUCACCCUGCUGGGGAACUGCCUGAUCCUCACCCUCAUUGUGCUGGAUCCCCAGCUGCACAGCCCCAUGUACUUCUUCCUCGGCCACCUCUCCUUCCUGGACAUGAGCUACUCCUCUGUCACUGUGCCCAAGAUCCUUGUUAACUUUGUACGCCAGCGGGAGACCAUCUCCUACUGGGAGUGCAUGGCACAGAUGUUCUUCCUCAUGAGCUGUGCAGGUGCCGAGGCUUCGUUGUUGACCGUCAUGGCCUAUGACCGGUACACGGCCAUCUGCAAACCCCUGCACUACACCGAGAUCUUGAGCAGGGGCGUAUGCAUCUCCCUGGCCACUGUGUCCUGGCUCUGGGCCAUCCUAGCCUCAGCCAUCCACACCUCCCUGGCCACCGACGUCUCCUUCUGUGGAGCCAACCAGAUCCACCACAUCUUCUGCGACGUCCCUCCUCUGCUGAAGAUCGCCUGCAGCGACACCUACAUCAACGAGAUGGCUUUGCAUACAGCCAGUGUCUUUGUGGGAUUGAUCCCAUUUCUGCUCGUUCUCAUCUCAUACACCUACAUCCUGCUGGCCAUCCUCCGUAUCCGCUCUGACACAGGCAGGCGCAAAGCCUUCGCCACGUGUGCUGCACACCUGGUCGUGGUCAUCAUCUACUUUGGGAUGGGCAACCUGAACUACAACCGGCCCAGCGCUGGCUACUCCCUGGAGGUGGACACGCUGAUCUCCGCGCUGUACUGCAUCCUCACCCCCAUGCUCAACCCCUUCAUCUACAGCCUCCGCAACCAGGACGUGAAGGGUGCCCUGAGGAGGGCCCUGGGGUGGCAUGAGAAGGACAAUGCAUCCCCACGCACACAGCCAGGUGUGGACUAAGGUGAGGGCUGGGGGGAGACUCCUGCCCCAGCACGACAACAAGGGCUCAGCCUCGUGCUGAUGGGGAAAGUCCCUGUUUGCAUUUCUGGGAAAGAGUCAGAGCAAAGUAGAGGUGGAAGGGGCUUGAGAGGUCAUCUAGUCCCAUGCCCUGCUCCAGUGCGGAUCCACCCCGUCUACUCCAGCUCAGACACGCAUGUCUAGUCUGUACUUAAAGACUCGCAGUGAGUGCACCCUCCCUCUCGCUGGGACCUGUUGCUCCUAAGUUCCCCCCAACGUCUAACCUGUCUUGUCCUGUCCUCUCUCAGCAUAGGGAGCCAGGGAUUUCUACCCUCUUUGGAAAUGAACCUUUUUGUAUUUGAAGCCUACUGUCGAAGCCCCCGUAGUCCCUGUUCCAGACUAAAUAAUCCCAGUACUUCUGACCUGUCCUCCUGUGUCUUCAUUUCUAGGCCUCUCAUCAUUUCUUUUGCUUGCUCCUUUAGCCUCUCCACAUCUCUCUUAGGGCGUGCUACCUGAAACUGGACGCAGGUGAGGCCUCGCCUGUACUGAAUGGAGGGAAUGCCCUGCGUCCCAGUGGGUACGGCACUCCUGAUUAAGCAUUCCCAGUACCUAUUACUGGUUUUGGCAACACUGCCUCCUAUUUGGCUACAGGUCAUUGCAACCCUCACAGCCUUUCCGGCAGCCCUGCAGCCUGCUAUUAUGAGCCCAACUGAAAGCAGUUUCAUCUAAACAGUAUUGACAUAAAGGAAUCAAUUGAACACAAGAUUUUAUUGGUAUAUUUACAAGUUUAAAGCCACGUGGAAGCCAGCCAGUGCUUCAAUCAUUAUAAUAAAAUGCAUAUUAACACCUAUAUUUAUUGUGCUCACAAGUGAGGGGCACCAGUGGGGCUGUGGGUCAGGAG
Messenger RNA from Alligator mississippiensis (American alligator), 1961 nucleotides. Its product is annotated as olfactory receptor 5AR1-like. Gene Ontology annotation, molecular function: G protein-coupled receptor activity; olfactory receptor activity. Gene Ontology annotation, cellular component: membrane. Lineage: Eukaryota; Metazoa; Chordata; Crocodylia; Alligatoridae. The record is from RefSeq and is a predicted model, not a curated record. Gene Ontology annotation, biological process: G protein-coupled receptor signaling pathway. The transcript has a single exon. The coding region runs from base 95 to 1063 and encodes 322 amino acids.